UCGCGGUUCACACGGCGGUGACGGCGGUCUGCCGAAUAGCUAGCAGACGUGGGGCAGUGUGAUAAGAGCGCGAAGUAAACCACACGACGGAUAGCAUACAGAAGUGGAUAUCGUACGUACGGUACACAGUAUACAGAUAGGAAGUCAAGAUGGCAGACGUAGCCGAAGAAAUCGUGGGUCAGGCAGUUGAGAAUUUAACAGAAAAUGCAAACACAAUUAGAACACGAAUACCCUCUACUCCUGAAGGAAUGGCAAUCGCCUAUGGCAGUCUCGUUGUUAUGGCUAUUCUUCCAAUUUUCUUUGGAAGUUACAGAUCCGUAAAGCACCAUAAGGAGCAGCAGAAACAAUUUGCAGAAAGUGGUGAAAAGCCAGAGACCAUGACUCAGAAGGAUGCUGCGAUGUUUCCUUUCAUCGCAAGCGGAGCUCUAGUAGGACUUUAUAUCUUUUUUCAGGUAUUUUCCAAAGAGUACAUCAAUUUGCUAUUGACGGGGUAUUUCUUCUUCCUUGGAGUCUUGGCUCUCUGCCAUCUCAUGAGUCCUCUAAUUUCAUCUUUGGUACCAGCUGCGAUACCAAAGACUCAAUAUCAUAUUCAUUUCACACAAGGUGACGAAGAUAACGCAGAAGACUUAAUAUACUACAAAUUCAAUCUCCAUGAUAUUGUUUGUCUAAUCUGCUGUUCUGUCGUGGGUGCUUGGUACUUGCUAAAAAAGCACUGGAUUGCAAACAAUCUCUUCGGAAUUGCAUUUGCUAUAAAUGGAGUAGAACUUCUACAUUUAAAUAAUGUUGUAACUGGCUGUAUUCUGUUGUGUGGACUGUUUGUUUAUGAUAUUUUCUGGGUAUUUGGUACCAAUGUAAUGGUGACAGUUGCCAAAUCUUUCGAGGCGCCAAUCAAACUUGUUUUUCCACAAGAUUUGCUUGAAAAGGGACUUGGAGGAUCUAAUUUUGCCAUGCUGGGCUUGGGUGACAUCGUCGUACCAGGAAUAUUCAUUGCACUGUUACUUCGGUUUGACCAUAGUUUAAGUAGAAAAUCAAAUACGUACUUCUAUGCCACAUUCUUUGCAUAUUUUAUGGGACUAUUGGCCACAAUGUUAGUCAUGCAUUUAUUUAAACACGCGCAACCUGCAUUGCUAUACUUGGUACCUGCGUGUUUAGGAACACCAUUGUUGCUUGCUCUGGUUAAAGGAGACCUCAAGGCGCUUUUUUCGUACGAAGAUCAUCCAUCAGAGGCUGUAAAUGUCGCUGGAGAUACACAGGCAGAAAUUAAGAAAGAUAAAUAAAAUCUUCCUGGGAAGCAAAGUAUCACUGUAACUCGUGGAACGUUCAACUGUCGUCAGUGAUCUGCUACACCACUAUUGCCAUGUGUAUAAUGAGUUGAAUCACAACCGAGCAUAUGGCAAGUAUCAUGACAAUGAUAAAGGUCUUCUACACAAAGAAGGCCAAUAACAUCUGAUGUAGAUAUACUAGGGAUUCCAAAAUUCUAUAUUAUCAUAUGAAUAGCAAAUUCCCCUCCUCUCACAUUUUGCCUCAGUAAGAUUAUUUGUGUUAUCCCAAACACACCGAAUACAGCACAUGCGUUGAUCCAUAUGAUUUUUUUUUCAUUUCUUUCUUUCAACUCUGAACAACAAUGGCACACAAGCAUAUUAUAUUUAUUAAAAUUGAACCUCGUAUUACCUGAAGCACCAUUAUAUAGCGUGGUGAAAACGAAUCAUGCUAGAGGGAGGUUGAUACAUCUUAAGAAUCAAUACCAGUAGUACUUUUGAGCGGAGCUAAUUUGGUUGUGAAUGGAAUAAUGAUAUUUUUUUUCGAGUCACUUAUGUUCAGGGACAACUCAGUUUCUUCACAUUACAUUGCGUCCCCAACUGGGCAAAUCCUGCCAGACACAUGAGUGACUUUUGAAGCAUUGUAACCAAGGGAACCUUACAAUGGACUUUUUUCCACGUAGUCAAAGUCUUCUAUUUUAAAUUAUUCGUACAUCCAGGUAUGAGUGUAUACAUAAGAGUUUUACUAACACGAGCCACUUCCUGCAGUUCUGAAUUUGUGUAAGAAGGAUAUCUCAACGUUUUCAACUGGCAAUCAGCUUUGAUAGCAAAAAUAUCCAACCUAAGGUAUUUGUAAAAAAUAUACAAUUUUCCACUAGAUAAUUCGAAUAAAAUGUGAAAAUUGGUAGAAUAUUCAACAAACACUUCUAAGACAUUUAUACAUCACUGCCAGAAAAAUGGGUAUCAUCAAAUAUAUUGCAAGUCUCUUUAGUGUUGAUGGAUAAGUUCUGUGUGAAUGGUGUUCAAAAUCGUUGAUAUACCAAGUAAACGGAUAUUAUACAAAAUUCUUAUGACCUUGACAUGUGCGUGAGUUCUUGAGUUGAUAUUCACAAACAGUAUCUCAUUCACGAAAUAUUUUAUAAUUUUAUAGACCAAUGAAUCUUACAGACAUUUUUUGAAGGAGUAUAAGUGAAAAUAACGUAGAGGUACUGUCUGAUUAAAUAUUUUUGCAAGACAUUAUUGCCACAUCGUCGGUGAUAUAUUUUAUGUGAAUUAUAUUUCCCUGUUUGUUUGCCACGUAUUUAUCAGUCAAGUAUAGAAGACUUAAAAAUUGCGCACAUGUUUUACAAAAAUUAAUUCUUCCACGUUGUGUUAAGGAGAAUUUAUAUUAUAUUCAAGAGUAUUUCUUUUUUUUCUGAUUAGAAAAAAAAAUCUAAGAGAGAAUAUUUGAAAAAAACUACUGUACUGUAACUAUGCAUAAACGGUCUUAGCAUAAUAAAUUAAUUCUGAUUAUACACUAGAUUUAAGCAACGAGAAAAUGAUGAAAGUUAUAGUAUAUAUCAUCUUUAUUUUCUCAUUCAAUAGACAUAUGGGUAAUACGUAACCACUUCUACCUUGAAGUGGUGUAAUCCCUCAGAACUUUUGAGAAAUUUUGGGAUUUGGAAAGCUUGGGUGUUUACAAUACAUACAUAAUGAAAUAAAACACUGCUUUUCAUUGA
Messenger RNA from Athalia rosae (coleseed sawfly), 2977 nucleotides. Its product is annotated as minor histocompatibility antigen H13. Gene Ontology annotation, biological process: membrane protein proteolysis. NCBI's taxonomy places the organism in Eukaryota, Metazoa, Arthropoda, Insecta, Hymenoptera, Athaliidae. Gene Ontology annotation, cellular component: cytoplasmic side of endoplasmic reticulum membrane; lumenal side of endoplasmic reticulum membrane; membrane. Bases 150 to 1277 code for a protein of 375 amino acids. The record is from RefSeq and is a predicted model, not a curated record. Gene Ontology annotation, molecular function: aspartic endopeptidase activity, intramembrane cleaving. The transcript is spliced from 6 exons.